Messenger RNA from Helicoverpa armigera (cotton bollworm), 3595 nucleotides. It is a transcript of the gene pic, whose product is annotated as piccolo. Lineage: Eukaryota; Metazoa; Arthropoda; Insecta; Lepidoptera; Noctuidae. Gene Ontology annotation, biological process: proteasome-mediated ubiquitin-dependent protein catabolic process; DNA repair. Gene Ontology annotation, molecular function: nucleic acid binding; protein binding. The transcript has 23 exons. The record is from RefSeq and is a predicted model, not a curated record. Bases 126 to 3536 code for a protein of 1136 amino acids. Gene Ontology annotation, cellular component: site of double-strand break; nucleus.
AAAAUCUCGUUCGUUACAACACUAGUGGCGACCUCAAAUCGGCGAAUUGUUUGCAGAAAUCCAAAAUAUAAAUUUUAUACACGAUUUAUUGUGAAAAAUUAAUGUGUGAUUAGUGAAAUAUCAUCAUGGCUUACCACUACGUGGUUACUGCACAGAAACCAACCGCCGUGAUAUCAUGUGUUACCGGCAACUUCACUUCACCAACGGACCUGAACCUCCUGGUGGCGAAGGUAUCCCGGCUGGAGAUGUACCUCGUCACCCCGGAAGGUCUGCGGCCAAUGAAGGAAGUGGGACUGUAUGGGCGAGUGGCCAAAAUGAAGAUGUUUAGGCCUCCAUAUGAGAAUAAAGAUCUAGUAUUCAUCCUGACAGCCCGUUACAAUGCCAUGAUAUUAGAAUGGAGGACCACAGCCAACGGUGAGCUAGAAGUUGUCACCAGAGCCCACGGCAACGUGUCAGACAGAAUCGGAAAGCCUUCAGAGAACGGCAUCCUAGCUGUGAUUGACCCGCAGGCGAGGGUCAUUGGUCUCAGACUGUAUGACGGUCUGUUUAAGAUUAUACCACUUGAUAAAGAUUCUACGGAGCUAAAAGCUGCUAGUUUAAGGCUUGAUGAACUUAACGUUUAUGAUGUUGAAUUUCUACAUGGCUGUUCAAAUCCCACCAUUAUUUUAAUACAUCAAGAUCUCAAUGGCAGACAUAUUAAGACUCAUGAAAUAAACUUAAGAGAGAAAGAAUUUAUGAAGAUACCAUGGAAACAGGAUAAUGUGGAGACAGAGGCUUCUAUCCUGAUACCUGUGCCUAGCCCACUAGGUGGCGCCAUAGUGAUAGGUCAAGAAUCAAUAGUAUACCACGAUGGACAGAGUUAUGUUGCUGUUGCUCCACCACAGAUUAAGUUAACUCCAAUAAACUGCUACUGCCGUGUUGACGGGCGCGGCUUGCGGUACCUACUGGGUGAUAUUGCUGGUAGACUGUUCAUGUUGCUACUGGAACUUCAGGAGAAGAUGGACGGCACUCAGGCUGUUAAGGAUCUGAAGGUCGAACUGUUGGGUGACAUCCCAAUCCCUGAAUGCAUGACGUACCUGGACAACGGCGUAGUAUUCAUCGGUUCCCGGCUGGGCGACUCUGCGCUGGUGCGUCUGUCGGCGCUGCGCGACGAGGCGGCGCAGUACGUGCAGCCCAUGGAGAGCUUCACCAGCCUCGCGCCCAUCGUCGACAUGUGCGUCGUCGACCUGGAGCGGCAGGGACAGAAUCAGCUCAUUACUUGUUCCGGUGCCUUCAAAAUGGGUUCGCUCCGUAUAAUCCGCAACGGCAUCGGCAUCCAGGAACAGGCCAGCAUUGACCUGCCCGGCAUCAAGGGCAUGUGGGCUCUCACGCUGGCCGACAACCAGACUUAUCAUGAUACGCUGGUGCUGGCUUUUGUGGGACAGACCAGGGUGUUAACAUUAACUGGAGAAGAAGUUGAGGAGACUGAAAUAAAAGGCUUCGUGUCAGACCGACAGACGUUCUUCACAGGGAACGUCUGUCACAAUCAACUUAUACAGGUGACAGACUCCGGCAUCCGCCUGAUAUCCCGCGGCGCCGAGGGCUGGCGCCUGGCGGCGGAGUGGCACGUGGAGCGAGCUCGCGGCGUGUCGGUGGUGGCGUGCAGCGCCACGCGCGUGGUGGCGGCCGCCGGGCCCAGGAUAUACCUCGUCGCUAUACACGAAGCUAGGCUGGAGCUGCUGGCUGAAGUAUGCAUGGAAGAAGAAGUGGCAUGCCUAGACUUAGGCCCCGGGGGUGAUGAUGCUCUGCUCGGCGUCGGCCUGUGGACGGAUAUCUCUGUCAGAGUGCUGAAGCUACCUGAUCUGAGGCCACUGCAUACUGAGAAGUUGUCUGGAGAAAUAAUCCCCCGUUCCCUCCUAAUCUGCGUGCUAGAAGGCGUGUGUUACCUGCUCUGUGCGUUAGGAGACGGCUCCAUGUUCUACUUCACGGUGGACCAGGAGACUGGAGUGUUGACUAACAAGAAGAAGGUCACGUUAGGCACGCAGCCUACUGUGCUGAGGAGUUUUAGGUCAUUAUCAACGACGAAUAUAUUCGCGUGUUCAGAUAGACCGACGGUGAUAUUUUCCUCGAACCACAAGCUUGUGUUCUCCAAUGUUAAUCUUAAGGAAGUCACACAUAUGUGUUCGCUAAAUGCACAGGCCUACCCUGACAGUUUGGCGCUAGCGACAGAUAGCACGGUCACAAUAGGUACUAUAGACGAAAUACAGAAGUUACACAUUCGUACCGUGCCACUUGGUGAAACGCCUAGGCGGAUCGCUUAUCAGGAAGCCUCACAGACAUUCGGCGUAAUAACAAUGCGGGUAGACAAGCUAGAGUGGACAGCGGGCGGCGGCAGUGCAGCCGUGUCCGUGCGUACGUCGGCGUCGACGGCGGCGGCGGCCAGCAGCGGCGCCCCGCUGGCGCAGCCCAAGCACGCGCCUAAUGCACUGGAUCUAGAAGUGCAUAACCUGCUCAUACUCGAUAAUCAUACCUUUGAAGUAUUACACGCACAUCAGCUGAUGACGAACGAGUUCGCGAUGUCGCUGGUGUCGUGCAAGCUCGGCGACGAUCCCAACUACUACUACGCCGUCGGCACCGCCAUACUCAACCCUGAGGAGUCAGAGCCCAAACAGGGCAGAAUCCUACUGUUCCACUGGUCAGAAGGCAAGCUGGUACAGGUAGCGGAGAAGGAGAUCAAAGGAGGCUGUUACACACUAGUCGAGUUCAACGGGAAACUACUUGCCACCAUCAACAGUACUGUACGAUUAUUCGAAUGGACAUCAGAAAAAGAGUUGCGUCUGGAAUGCAGUCACUUCAACAAUAUUGUAGCGUUGUACCUCAAAGUGAAGGGAGAUUUCAUAUUAGUGGGAGACCUCAUGCGGUCGCUCUCUCUAUUGCAAUAUAAACAGAUGGAGGGUAGUUUCGAAGAGAUAGCGCGUGACUACAGCCCCAACUGGAUGACCGCCGUCGAGAUACUAGACGACGACACAUUCCUCGGCGCUGAGAAUAGUUUCAACUUGUUCGUCUGUCAAAAGGACAGUGCUGCGACGACAGACGAAGAACGCCAGCAGAUGUCGUACAUGGGGCAGUUCCACGUGGGUGACAUGGUGAACGUGAUGCGAGCCGGCUCGCUGGUGGGGCAGCACGCCGACACCGCCGCGCCCGUCGCCAACCCCGUGCUCUUAGCUACCGUUACUGGCUCCAUUUGUCUAGUAGUCCAAUUAGCCCCCGAACUAUACGAGUUCCUCCACCAGCUAGAAGAGCGGUUAACGCACACGAUCAAGUCUGUCGGCAAGAUCCCGCACUCGUUCUGGCGUUCCUUCAACACGGACAUCAAGACGGAGCCGGCUGAAGGGUUCAUUGACGGAGACCUUAUAGAGAGCUUCCUCGAUCUCAGCAGGGAGAUGCAGCAGGAGACCGUGCAGGGUUUACAGAUCGACGACGGCGGCGGUAUGAUGCGCGACGCGACGGUGGACGAUCUAAUCAAGGUGGUGGAAGACCUUACCAGGAUACAUUAGACCUCGGAUUAUGUUCUACUUCGUAAUGCAGAUUCAUUAAAUAUACUUUAUGUACUUCC